UUUCUUGAAUCAGGGAGAAGGAGGAAGGUCUCCCGAAUUACUGUAUUACUUUUGGCAGAAUAAACGGUGCAUUGUUGCAACAAGAGAGGAUGACACCCUUGGCCGACUAGUGAACGAUGAGCACAAGGACCUCAACUGUAAAAUGAAAAAGAUCAUUGUCCAGGGAAAACCGCAUCUCUGCGUUUUUGUGAUGAGAGAUAUAAUGCCUGGAGAGAAAAUAACCUACGACUGUGGAGGAAGUGACUGGCAUCGGAGGAGAAAGCCUGCACAUAAGGACACUGCUAACAUCAAGGACAAUGUUGAACCAAGCCGCUCGGCUUCAGGUCCUGUGACCAAUGCUGGAGCUUCCACUUCUGACUUAAAGCCUCUAUGUGAGGACACUGCUAACAUGAUGGAUGUGGUUGAAUCAAUCCGCUCAGCGUCAAGUCCUGUGACCAACACAGGAUCUUUUUCUUCUGGCUUAAAGCCUGCAUGUGAGGACACUACUAACAUGAUGGACGACGUUGAACCAAGCCACUCAACUUUAGGUCCUCUGACCAACACUGGAGCUUCCUCUUCUGACUUAAAGCCUGAAUGUGAGGACGCUGCUAACGUGAUGGCCAUAUUUGAAUCAAGCCACUCAGCUUCAGGUCCUGUGACCAACGCUGGAGCUUCCUGUACUGUCUUAAAGGUAUUUAAAAGAGAGUGUGAUGCACCUUUGUCCUUACAACAAGUCAGUGCAGGGCAAGAUGACGGUGAGACAGGCCAAUUGCCGAGGUCAAUUGAAAGAGAGGUCCCUGUAAGAGAACACCCUGGAGCGUUAAUGAAAUCCGUGCUGUGGACAAGCACAUGAUGAGGUUCAUUCAAAGCUGGAAAGUUCCAGGAAAAGCUGACUGUGUUCGCUGUAUAGAAGCUGAACCACUGGCACUUAAAAACAGCGACUGGUUAGCUGUCAAGUUCUAUGUAAAAAAAUCUAAUUACAGCAUUGCAGAGACAGGUUUAAGACUUGGUCAACACAUACACUAUAUUGCCAAAAGUAUUCGCUCGUCUGCCUUCACACAUA
This is a messenger RNA of Colossoma macropomum (tambaqui), 1042 nucleotides long. RefSeq lists its product as uncharacterized. The record is from RefSeq and is a predicted model, not a curated record. Lineage: Eukaryota; Metazoa; Chordata; Actinopteri; Characiformes; Serrasalmidae. The coding region runs from base 143 to 832 and encodes 229 amino acids. The transcript is spliced from 8 exons.